This is a messenger RNA of Plasmodium vivax (malaria parasite P. vivax), 2475 nucleotides long. RefSeq lists its product as hypothetical. The transcript is spliced from 3 exons. Bases 1 to 2475 code for a protein of 824 amino acids. Gene Ontology annotation, biological process: mitotic sister chromatid segregation. The record is from RefSeq and is a predicted model, not a curated record. Lineage: Eukaryota; Apicomplexa; Aconoidasida; Haemosporida; Plasmodiidae. Gene Ontology annotation, cellular component: nucleus; condensin complex.
AUGCGUUACCGCCUCUGCAGCGGUGCCGCUUUUCACCACUUCUCUGCACUUCUCACCACUCCUCAACGCCCACCGCCGCCCCAGGUGCUGAACGAACUGUGGGAAAUAAUCAGCGAGCAGAAGCGGUCCGGGCUGGUGGAGGUGCUGAUCGGCAAGCUCCUAAAGGAGAAGCAACACGACAACGUAAAGGUGGAAGUCCUCCUGGGGUUCUGCGAAAUGGCGAAAAACAAAAAGAUCUACAAGCUGUUUGCAAAAAUUUUUCACAAAAUAAAGUACCUCAUAAAUGACAAGUCGCUAAGGGUUAGGAAAUACUUCAUCUCCUUUGUCCUCGAAUUGAACAAGCAAUUAAAUGAAAAUAUCUGCAGCCAAGUGGACUACACAGAGUUGAUUAAGCGAGUUACAAAGGAUCUAUUCACAUACAACGUGCAGUCGUGUAUAAAGAAGUUGUCUUAUGCAAAAUAUGAGCACCAUGAGAGAGUAAAAAAUAAAGAAAUUUGCGAAUUUUUGAAGCUGUCUUCGAAUCUGAUUAGCUACUCUAUGUGGAAAUGCUCCAUAAAGGAGCAGGCAAAGAAAUGUGUUAACCUUUUAAAUGAUUAUCCCGCGCUGAUGAUUUGCAUUUGUAAGUUCGGUACCAACUUAGAGGUGGUGCAGCGCUACAAGUUGGCCUCCGUGCUGUUCGAAAUUACCAACGUGAAGUUGGCGGAGGGGGGCAACUCCGUGCUGCUUGCGCGGCGCGGCCCGGAGGUGGCCUCCACGGGGACGGUGCAGACGUCCAUGCAGAUGUCCAUGCAAGCGUCGGGGCAGACUACCCCGUGGGAGCUUCUGGGGGACCCCGCCGUCAACGGCAAGUACGUGAAGUACGGCGCGCUGCUGCUCUGCGUGGCGUACCUGCUGAAGCCGAAGAACGAUCAAGAAGCCGAACUGUGUGCGUCGGAAAAAAUGGAAACCUUCCUCAAAAACAAAUUUAAGGAGGAGCCCUUCCUGGCCAGCAUAGACACCCUAAUGCAGCAAUUCUAUUUCAAAAUACUUAAAUAUGUUACUCUCGAUCAGGACGCCUAUGUGGGAAUAUACAAGUACGCUCGGAGGGAGUUACUCUCCCUUCACAUAGCUAAAAAGGAAUACGCGUGUAGGAAAUUUAUCCUUCCGUUAUUUUACAAGUGGAGGUUACUCGAGUCAGUCGUUUCGGCAAAUAUGCACAUUUUGAAUGCAUCUAUUGAGUUUGUCUUUUUACACACCUGUGCGGAUCCUGAGUGGGCAUCUGCUGGUAAGGGAAGUCCCUUUCAUCACGCGGGUGGGAAGCGGCCAUUUGUGGAGAAGGACGUGUUGGGUUAUUUCGCUGACGGAGGGGGGGUGCCCGACUCGGAUGAGGGAAGUGAGGUGAAAGGGGUCCCCCUGUGUGGCGGUGAAAAGGGCGACCCCGUGGGUGAUGAGGAAGAAAACAAAAUUUACAUAAGCAACGAAAAGGAAACCAACGCUCUCAUUUUGCUAUCACUCAUCGUGAAGAAGAAAAAAUACCACCACCUGCUGUUCAAGUCAUUCGAAAGCAUUAUACACAACUUGGUCUUCAAAUUUAACUCGUACCUUCUGCUCCUAUUUGGCAAGAUGGCGCAGAGCGAUUUCCAGCUGCCCCCUCAUUUUAUCUCCCCUCACUAUGAAGACACGGGCGAAUUAAACUUCAUACAGUUCGUGGUUCAUGAGGGGGCUAAGAUAAAGGGGUACUUCCAUCUGUACAUUUCGUUUUUCUUUCUUUGUUAUUCUUCCAAGAGGAACAACUUCCCGCACGACUGGGACGCCUUAAUUGAAAACACUUUGAGGAGCAUUCACCUGAUCAGCUCUGUUAAGUUUAAGAGAGAAAUUGAAAUUGUUACGAGUGGGAGCUUCGCCGGGACGACUGCCGUGGGGGAGGCCGCUCAGCGAUUGGGUGAUCGGGGGGCUGCACAAGUAGAUGACCGCACCGCUGAAUGGGCAGCCUACACCAGGACGAUCCUCCACUUCCUCAUGCACUUCCUCGACAUGGUCGAAUUCACGGUGGCCAUGAAGAUGACGCCGAUAGAGGACCUCGACUUUAGCGACUUGGUGAAGAACGUCUUUAUGUUUUACAAAUGUUACGAACUUAGCCAAACGGGCCGCCCCCUGCGCGAGGUGUACCUCGAGGUGUGGACCCGAGUAAGCGAAUUCCUCCUGUUCAUAUUAAACUUCGAUUAUUUCGAAAAAAAAACGGAAAUGAAGUUGUCCAUCCUGUAUCCGUUUUUCCUAUUUACGUACGAAGUUGUGCAUAGGGAGGAUAUCCAACGGGUCAUGAACAAAUAUGCAGCUUCCAUUAAGGAGAGGGACACCUUCUUCGGCUUUGUAAAAAAUUACAAAAAAAAUAACAUCAUGGUUAGUUACAUGCGGGAGAGUCAGGUGGAUUACAUUCAGGGCAUCCUGGACAAUGUUUCGCCGCCCAAGGAGAAGGCGAAGAAGGGGUCCUCUUAA